UCGACAUAAUCAAAGAUAUUAAGAAAGAAAAAGAACUUGAAAUUUCGGUUCAUAAUUGUGUACAAUGGUGUCCUAUAAAGCAUACCAAAUGUGAGCUUAGAGGUAACUUUUCUCGUUGACAAAGAUGCAAAAGUAGAGCAGAUGUUUCAUUCAUAUGAAAACUACAUUUCCCCUCACGCCAUACCAAUCCCCUUUAGAAACUUCUCAAAUUUCUGAAAUCCCUCAGCUAUAUAUAAAAGUGCAAGUUGUUCUCAUCAUACCUACUUCUGCAAAAUGGCAACAUAUUUGUGGUUUUAUGUUUCAACUUGCUUAUGCAUUUUGUUUGUCAUUGCCAAUUCCCAAGCACCAGCAGCUUCACCUACUCCUCCAGCAGCAGCAGCACAGCCAGCUUCAAGUGCAGCAACUCCAUCAACCACCCCUAUAACGUCAUCACCACCUAUAGCUCCACCAAUUUCCAACCCAACCACCCCGCCACCUCAAGUCCCACCACCACAAACUCCACCAAAUCCAGUAGCAAGUCCAGCCCAGCCACCAUCAUUGCCACCACCACCGGUGGUUUCACCAGCAGUACCUCCACCACAGGCAUCCCCUGCGCCUGUCCAACAGCCACCACCAACACCAGCCCCGGCAAUAAAGGCACCCGCUCCUGCACCGACAAUACCCCCACCAAUUCCACCACCUACGGCACCCCCAGCGCCAGUGCCUGCACCACCUGUUGCAUCACCAGCCCCAGUACCAUUUUUGGUACCCUCACCUGCACCAGCACCUGGCAAGCACAAGAAAAGGAAGCACAAGCACAGGCAUCAUCAGGCACCAGCACCCGCACCAACUGUCCCCAGCCCUCCAGCACCACCUACUGUUCAAGAUACUGAGGAAACAACACCAGCACCAUCACCAACUCUAAAUUUGAAUGGAGGGGCAUCACUAGGUCAGCAGGGAAGAUCUAGAAUGUGGGCAACUGCUGGAUUGGCAGUAGCCACUCUCUUGGCUGUCACGAGCUUCUGCUCAUAAGCUUUUACGGGGCAACCAGUGGUACAGAUGACUAUAAGGUUUUUGCACGAAAGAAGAAUUGUUGGCAUACACCAGAGGAUCAGGGCAGACAACACUUCAUCCCAUAUCGAUUUUCUUUCUUUUCCCCAAAACAUUGUAUUGUCACUAUAUACUUGAUAUGAAAUUUGUUCAUUGUUAACAUA
Messenger RNA from Olea europaea var. sylvestris, 1193 nucleotides. RefSeq names its product lysine-rich arabinogalactan protein 19. The transcript is spliced from 2 exons. NCBI's taxonomy places the organism in Eukaryota, Viridiplantae, Streptophyta, Magnoliopsida, Lamiales, Oleaceae. Bases 274 to 1011 code for a protein of 245 amino acids. The record is from RefSeq and is a predicted model, not a curated record. Gene Ontology annotation, cellular component: plasma membrane.